Molecule: messenger RNA, 1512 nt
Organism: Beta vulgaris subsp. vulgaris (sugar beet)
Lineage: Eukaryota; Viridiplantae; Streptophyta; Magnoliopsida; Caryophyllales; Amaranthaceae
Product: probable protein phosphatase 2C 25
Exons: 4
Coding region: 92-1156 (354 amino acids)
Biological process (GO): protein dephosphorylation
Molecular function (GO): cation binding; protein serine/threonine phosphatase activity
Source: RefSeq, a predicted model, not a curated record
UCUCUCUCCUCCCUUCAAAACACAAACAACAACAACAACAACAAAGUAGCAGAACAAAAAACAAGUAAAAUUACAAUUUCACAAACAAAAAAUGUCAGUUGUAGUAUCAAAUUCCCCUGUAUUUUCCCCUUCACAUCACAAAUCAAUCUUCAGCUCAUCCACUCUCUCUCCUCGAUCUCGGGUUAUAUCGCCUUCUUCCAACACUUUCCGGCAGAAUCUCACCGGAGAUGGACCAUCGACGUCGGGAUUAUCGCCGACGGCGGCGAUUUUGAAGAGAAAAAGGCCCGCAAGAUUGGAUAUUCCGAUUAUGAAUAUGGGUUUUGGAACUCCGGUGACUCCGAGACCUGUGCAAGAUGUUAUGGUGGAGGAGGAGAGAGAUGGGUUUUACUCUGUUUGUUGUAAGAAAGGUAGAAGAGCUGUUAUGGAGGAUCGUUUUUCUGCUGUUCUUGACAUUGAAGGUGAUUCUAAAAAGGCUUUCUUUGGUGUGUUUGAUGGUCAUGGAGGUGUAAAAGCUGCAGAAUAUGCAGCAGAGAACUUGAAUAAAAACAUCAUGGCUGAAGUUGUUAAGAGGGAUGAGAACAAGGUCGAGGAGGCAGUGAAACAUGGUUACUUGAAAACAGAUUCCGACUUUUUAGACGAAGAAACACUCGGUGGCUCGUGCUGUGUUACCGCCUUGAUCACCAAGGGUGACCUGAUCGUGUCUAAUGCUGGUGAUUGUCGGGCUGUCUUGAGUCGAGACGGUGUGGCUGAGGCGAUCACUACCGACCAUAGGCCAUCGAGGCAAGACGAGAAAGACAGAAUUGAAGCCUUGGGUGGUUUCAUUGACUGUUACAAUGGUGUUUGGAGAAUCCAAGGAUCUCUAGCUGUGUCUAGAGGAAUUGGAGACAGACAACUAAAACAAUGGGUGAUUGCUGAACCUGAGACAAAUGUUCUCAAAAUCAAAGCUGAUGACGAGUUCUUGAUCCUAGCAUCUGACGGUUUAUGGGAAAAGGUCACUAAUCAGGAAGCUGUAGAUAUUGCCCGACCUUUGUGCACAGGAAUCAACAAAACUCAGCCUCUAGCAGCUUGUAAAAAGCUGGUCGAUUUAUCUGUUUCGCGAGGAUCUCUUGACGAUGUUAGCGUUAUGGUGAUCCAAUUGCCGCAGUACAUGCAAUAGCUCGCCCUGACCCGAUCAAAGAGGCAAGCACAUAGCAACUCUAACUUGCAAAGUUGAGAUUGAAUUACAAAUUUCAACAGGGUGGAUUAGUAUUACGUUGCUAUGGUGCUACCUUGGUGAUUCUUAUUAUGUUUUUCUUAGAAAUGACAUCAUUUAGGUACAGCGAUAAUCAUUGAUUAAUAGGUAGGAGAUUCAUUAUUUAAUCUAAUUACUAUUCUUUGGGGGGCUUUAUUAAGCCCCUUUAGAUGUAGGCAUAACCGCAUAAGUGAUAGAAUUCACACAAGAGGUAUUUGUUCCUCCUAUUUCAUUGUAAUAAGUAAUAUAACUAUUAAUGAAGUAGCACAUACAGAUUCUGA